AGACGGAGGGUGGAGUGAGGGAGGGAAAUGCAGUUAGAGUCUGCCACUGACAGUUCUAUUCUACUGACAACACAGCGAGUCUACACUGUACAGUCUACAGAUAAAGGAAAAAUUGAGAGACAAAAAGAGAGUGGGGAAAGACCCUCCAGUGAACUGCACAAACUUUACCUCCAACUCAGUUUCUCUACCUCACACAUGCAGGAUGAAGGCUGUCUGGACAUUGGGUUUCUUGGCAGUAUGCAUCGUGCUGGUUAUGGCCUUCCAUACUAUAAAGCAGGAGAUGACCAUUCGAAAAACAAGAAAACAAAUUAUUUUUAACAAGGAAGAAGUGAAGACAAAGGAGGAUGAUAUCCUGAAAUGUAAAACAACACUGCAGAAACUGAGCGAUGAGCAGGUUUCAUUGGAUAAGGUGAAAUAUAAACUGACAAAGGAUAUAGAAGAGCUGGGGAGACAGACAGGAAACACUGAGCAAAACCUGAACACCUGUCAAACGAAGAAGACUGGUGUCCAGAAUCAGAAAACAGAAAGGGCUUCAGCAAUUGAUGCACUAAAGACAAAUCAGAACGCUGAGAUACUGAAAGUGCAGGAGGAGAUUCAGAGUUUGCAGAAACAGAUUCUGGACAGAGAUACAAAGAUCUGCCAAUAUGUGGAUAAAGAGAAGGACGGCGGAAGGACUUUGUGUUUGGACAAAAUGGGUGCCAGUAAUGUAUAACAAGGAUAAAAUGGAAAAUCAGGGAAACAUUAAAACAUUUGAUUUUUUUUCAUCUUCCAUACCUUAUACAUAUAUUUUUGAUACUAUCCACUAGUAUAAUAAUAAAAAUGGAUUGGUUUUGCACUCAGGAUUAUUCUGUGGACUACACCUGAGUGUUUUAGUGUGGAUCAUAGUUUCCAAGUUGUACAAUUAGUGGUCCUCAUGGUUAAAUACCUGGCUAAAUGCAUUUUAAAUUGUUGUACACAAAAUAAAACUAAGCCUGAUGAAAUGUGAGAGCUCAUACCACAAGUGUAAAUAAUAAAGCUAAUAAAGACCAGUUAAUUCCAGUUUCUGGAAUUCCAGUUUAAA
This is a messenger RNA of Neoarius graeffei (lesser salmon catfish), 1060 nucleotides long. RefSeq lists its product as uncharacterized. Lineage: Eukaryota; Metazoa; Chordata; Actinopteri; Siluriformes; Ariidae. The transcript is spliced from 4 exons. The record is from RefSeq and is a predicted model, not a curated record. Bases 203 to 712 code for a protein of 169 amino acids.